Molecule: messenger RNA, 1817 nt
Organism: Plectropomus leopardus (leopard coralgrouper)
Lineage: Eukaryota; Metazoa; Chordata; Actinopteri; Perciformes; Serranidae
Gene: bmp4
Product: bone morphogenetic protein 4
Cellular component (GO): extracellular region
Molecular function (GO): growth factor activity; cytokine activity
Source: RefSeq, a predicted model, not a curated record
GUCUGGCCGUCCUGCGCACCACCCGCCCUCACGAGCUGAACUGGAGACGGAUUGGAAACCCCGCUGCAGACCCCGAGCGCCGGCCUUCACCCCGACCCCGUCUCCUCUUGUCCGUUUAGAGGUGUCGCUAAAGGAUUAAUGAGCCAAAAAGGCACCCAGCUUCUCCUUUAAGGCUCAUUUCGGCUCGGCUUCGUUUUUCGGCUUUGCGCCUAGGACUGCCUAACACCUUCCCGUUCAUAUUCACUUCAUUCGAGGAUACCUGUACCUCUACUGAUGGAACAGGGUCACUCCAACGUUCUCCUGCAGCCGCCCAACACCACUUAACAUUUCCUGGAAGAACGUGUCCAUUGCCUGCUCCCAACAAACAUGGACUGUUUUCCCAUGCUUUAUUUUCUGUCGAGACAUCAUGAUUCCUGGUAAUCGAAUGCUGAUGGUCAUUUUAAUAUGCCAAGUCCUGCUGGGAGAGAGCAACCAUGCUAGUCUGAUACCUGAAGAAGGGAAAAAGAAAGUACCGGGCCUGCAGGGUCGUUCGGCCGCUCAGAGCCAUGAACUGCUGCGGGACUUCGAGGCCACGCUGCUGCACAUGUUUGGCCUCAAGAAGCGGCCGCGGCCCAGCCGCUCAGCCACCGUGCCUCGCUACCUGCUGGACCUCUAUCGGCUACAGUCGGGGGAGGCUGAGGAGGCCGGGGCGCAUGACAUCGCUUUUGAGUACCCAGAGAGGUCAGCCAGCCGGGCCAACACUGUGAGAGGCUUCCACCAUGAGGAGCACAUGGAGAGGGUGCAUGAACUGGAUGAUGGGGAAACUGCGCCCUUUCGCUUCCUGUUCAACCUCAGCAGCAUUCCAGAGGAUGAGCUGCUCUCUUCUGCCGAACUGAGGCUCUACCGUCAUCAGAUCGACGAGGCCAUCGCCGACGCCUUCUCAGACAACCAGGGGCUUCACCGGAUAAACGUGUACGAGGUGCUGAAGCCCCCACGGCCAGGGCAGCUAAUCACGCAGCUCUUGGAUACGCGGCUUGUGCGCCACAACACAUCACGCUGGGAGAGCUUUGACGUGAGCCCAGCCGUGCUGCGUUGGACUCGCGAGGGCCUCCCAAAUUACGGGCUGGCCGUGGAGGUGCUGCAUCUAAACCAGACACCGCGCCACCAGGGCCGUCAUGUCCGCGUCAGCCGCUCACUACACCAGGAGCCUGGCGAGGACUGGGAGCAGCUACGCCCCCUCCUGGUUACCUUUGGCCAUGAUGGGAAGGGUCACCCGCUGACCCGCCGGACCAAGCGCAGCCCCAAACAGCGGGGGCGUAAACGCAACCGUAACUGCCGGCGCCACGCACUGUAUGUGGACUUUAGCGAUGUGGGCUGGAAUGACUGGAUAGUGGCGCCCCCUGGUUACCAGGCCUAUUACUGCCACGGGGAAUGCCCCUUCCCUCUGGCGGAUCAUCUGAACUCAACCAACCACGCCAUUGUUCAGACACUGGUGAACUCUGUGAACAACAACAUUCCCAAGGCCUGCUGCGUGCCAACAGAGCUCAGCGCCAUCUCCAUGCUCUACCUGGAUGAACAUGACAAGGUGGUCCUAAAGAACUACCAGGAAAUGGUAGUGGAGGGCUGCGGCUGCCGCUAAAACACAGACUGACAAAAUCUUGGACAUGAAAAAGCAACAUGGACGCUAAAACAAACCAGAAGGUCUUUUACUCCCAAAAAUGUUCACUUGGACCCUUAUUUAUAACUUUUAUGUUGAGGUGUAUGUUUGUCUCACUUUUUUUGUUUCCUUGACAAUAUGAUCAUAUAUUUUGACAAAAUAUAUAUAUUUAUAUCUACAU